Messenger RNA from Calidris pugnax (ruff), 1098 nucleotides. It is a transcript of the gene SDF2, whose product is annotated as stromal cell-derived factor 2. The record is from RefSeq and is a predicted model, not a curated record. The transcript is spliced from 2 exons. The annotation marks the transcript as partial. Lineage: Eukaryota; Metazoa; Chordata; Aves; Charadriiformes; Scolopacidae.
CGGACGGCGGCCGUCUGCGAGCGGGGCACACCGGUGCGCUGCGGCCAGGCCAUCCGCCUCACCCACCUGGGCACUGGCCGCAACCUCCACAGCCACCGCUUCGCCUCCCCGCUCUCCGGAAACCAGGAGGUGAGCGCGUUUGGGGAGGCCGGUGAGGGUGACUACCUGGAUGACUGGACGGUGGUGUGCAGUGGGACCUACUGGUCGAGGGACAGCGAGGUGCGCUUCCAGCACGCCUCCACCGACGUCUUCCUCUCGGUGACGGGGGAGCAGUACGGGCGGCCCAUCCACGGGCAGAAGGAGGUGCACGGCAUGGCCACCUCCAGCCAGAAUAACUACUGGAAGGUGAUGGAGGGCAUCUUCAUGCAGCCCAGCGAGGUCUUCAAAGCGGAGCAGUACCACACCGAGUUGUGAUGGACAGACAGACUGUUGCUGAGCCCCCUGGGUGCUGCCCUGCGGUGUUUGGGGCCGCUCAACCCCUGGGGGACUUCCCUGUCCUCGUGUGGGUCUGACACACGCCAGGACGCAGAGCCCUAAAUCCAACAGGAAGCAGAUCCCAAUGUCCUGAAUUUAACACAGAGCAGGUCCCGCUGUCCCAAAUCCAACACAAAGCAGAUCCUGACAUCCUGAAUUUGAUGCAAAGCAGGUCCCAAACCUGACACGAAGCAGGUCCAAACAUCCAGACCUGACCCAGAGCAGAGCCCAGUGUCCAAGAUGCAACACGAAGCAGGUCUCCACAUCCUAAAUCCAGCCCAAAGCAGAUCUUUGUGUCCAGACUGGACCCAAUAUCCCAGAUCCAGCCCGAAGCAGAGCCCCACAUCCUAAAUCCAGCCCCUCGUGUCCAGACCUGACCCAAAGCAGAACCCAGCGUCCAAGAUCCAGCAGGAAGCAGUUUCCUCCCAUCCCAAAUCCAGCGUCCAAUGCCCAGACCUGACCCAAAGCCGAACUACAUCCAGAACCGACCCGAGCAGAUCCCAGAACUCCCCGUCUCCCCUGUAGCUUCGUUCCCCUGCCCAGGGGGUCCCCUCCAGCUGAGGACCCCCCCGGAAAGGGCCACUGUCCCCCGGGAGCUGCGCCCCGGUACCCCCCCCCCCACUU